UAAUAUUUAUUUUAUUUCUAAAAAACUUCCUCAAUCAAAAUAAUAUUUAUUUCAAAUUUUAUAUUAACUUGGUUAUCGAGGCCUAAAUUAAGUAGUAAGAUUGUAAGAACAAGCUGAAAAAUGAGUACAGUGAAAAACUGAUUAUGAAUUCAAACAAACAAGGACUUAAAGAUGUGUUACCUUGGUUCGUUUCUAUUCCAGCAGUGUUGUAUCCUUGCAGAGUGCAAAGUGGAGGGAGGAAAUGGAAUUAUGAAAUCCUAGUUUGUUGUUGAUGGGUGCUACGUACAAAUCAAGCGGACGUUAAUAUUCUCAAUAAACCCUACCACUCCAGCUUUAGCCGUUCGUUAUCGUUCAGUUUUUCCCCGAUUUGAGAACAGGAUGGAUGACAAUGUUAGAAAAGCACAGCGGCUUGAUCAGUAGAUAAAAGUUCUUACUAAUAGUUAGCAGUAGUCUUCAUCUGGACUACAAUCUCAGGUCUUGAGCAAAAUUUACAGAAGCGCCUUGGUGACUUAUUAAAAGAGAAAGUAAGGGUUCAAAAUCUAAUAGAUGCGUACAGAGUACAAGCAAAAAUGCAGGAAGAAAUUGCUACAAAGAACCCUGCCCUUGAAAUGGCUGAGGCUGAGGCUGCUGUAAAUCAAACUGUUACCUUGAACCUUGAAACUAACAAGACUUUAGCCGUUCCAGAAGACAGGAACUCCGUGCUGGUUGACACUAGACCUGAUGGAAUACCAAGUCAACAGAUGGAUGCUGUUCAAGAAAAUGGAGUAAAUAUCUUGACAGUUGAAGAGAGCACAACAUCACACACAUAUAGCUCGAUUCAGACCGUUCCAUAUCCUUCUCAGGAAGUUUCCAUGACUGAUGAACUGCCUGUGAAACAUGUAGGUAAUAUCUCUGAAGAUUUUGGUUCCUCCGUAGUGUGGAUGAAAUCUCAGCAAUUGGGAAGCUAAAUGAAACUUUUCUUGGCAAAGAGCUAUCUGAUGUAGUUGAUGGGCAGGAGAAAAUGACAGGUGAUGUCUCGAGCAUUUGAAUUCCUCCACUAUCUUGGUUCAGAAUCAAAUCACCGUGGAGGAUACAACAAAUGAAGGUCAAGAAAAUGGAAUGAACGUUGUUACUGUAACUGAACCACAGGUUGUUCAAGAAACUGCAGGAGAUGUUUCUGGCAAUGUUGAUGUUUUCUAGGUGCAUGGUUGGGGCUGUACCCUCAUUUUGUGGUGAGAAACAGUACCACUGAAAUUGUUAAUGUUUGUAUAUGGACCUGCAUAAAACAUAAAGCAAAAUUUUGAAGUGAUAGGGAACCUUGUAAGGCAAUACACAUUGUCAUGGAAAGAUUAUUAUAGGCCAAAAGUAUCUGGCAAGAGACUUCUUGUCAUUAAUGAAUAAUGAAUCGACGACGAGUUUAUAUUG
Messenger RNA from Olea europaea var. sylvestris, 1404 nucleotides. RefSeq lists its product as uncharacterized. NCBI's taxonomy places the organism in Eukaryota, Viridiplantae, Streptophyta, Magnoliopsida, Lamiales, Oleaceae. The transcript is spliced from 2 exons. The coding region runs from base 570 to 947 and encodes 125 amino acids. The record is from RefSeq and is a predicted model, not a curated record.